Molecule: messenger RNA, 765 nt
Organism: Arvicanthis niloticus (Nile rat)
Lineage: Eukaryota; Metazoa; Chordata; Mammalia; Rodentia; Muridae
Source: RefSeq, a predicted model, not a curated record
AUGUUUUUAAGGAAUCUGUGUGUAUUUUCUCCUUCCCAACCACUGGAUGUCAAAACCAAGUUUUACGACUCAGACAAGGAUGACUUAUUUCUUGAAGUCCAGAUUCAAAACAUUUCACCUGUAACUGUGUUUAUACAAAAUGUUUCUUUGGAGGUACCUGAAAUGUACACCCCCAAACCAUUAAAUACUCUCCACCUGGAUGGAAAGGAUGAGUGUACAUUUGGAACCAGAACAUUUUUGCAGGCAACAGAAGGACGCUGCUACCUAUACCACCUGCAGGUCAAGAAAGAACAUUUGAAGAGAGCAAGAUCCCUCAGUGGCCUAACGAAAAUGGGAGAGUUAAAGAUCCUGUGGAAAAGGGAUCUUGGCGAGAUGGCAAUGCUGUUCUCAGUCCCACUUGAAAGAGAAGCUGAAAGUUGUGGAGACCUAAAGUUAUCUUUGGAGAAAAUUCCAGAUACUGUAGUCCUAGAAGAACCAUUUCAAAUGACCUUCAAGAUAACAAAUUGCUCUGAUAAGAAAAUGAACCUGAUCGUGAGAAUGUACAAUACGUCUUCUGUUCACUGGUUUGGACGUUCAGGAAGCUACCUUGGCAAUCUGAUUCCAGGUUCAUCUACUUCAUUUACCCUGACACUAAUGUGCUUACAGCUAGGCCUGAGAAGGAUUUCUGGCUUACGGAUAAUAGACACAGCAUUAAAGACCAAAUAUCGCUAUGAUGGCGCUGCAGAUGUCUGCGUAGUGCCUUCUAUGGACACAAUGGAAAGCUAA